This is a messenger RNA of Vombatus ursinus (common wombat), 8759 nucleotides long. RefSeq names its product transcription factor Dp-2 (gene TFDP2). The transcript has 12 exons. The record is from RefSeq and is a predicted model, not a curated record. Lineage: Eukaryota; Metazoa; Chordata; Mammalia; Diprotodontia; Vombatidae. Bases 387 to 1538 code for a protein of 383 amino acids. Gene Ontology annotation, molecular function: DNA-binding transcription factor activity, RNA polymerase II-specific; RNA polymerase II transcription regulatory region sequence-specific DNA binding. Gene Ontology annotation, biological process: regulation of cell cycle; regulation of transcription by RNA polymerase II. Gene Ontology annotation, cellular component: transcription regulator complex; nucleus.
CUAUAAAUGGAGAACUCAAAGGAUUUAUAGAUCAGAACCUGAGUCCAACAAAAGGAUAAUGAUCUGCAAACUGGAAAGAUAGAACAGACAUGAUUAAGAAGAAGUUGAAGCUCAAGAUAGGUGAGGAUAUAGUAAGAGAGCACCUAGCUGCCUUAAGUGAUUCUCCAAGCUCAGGCGAAUCACAUCCCAAGAAACUGAAAGAGGACUGGCAGAUGUGAUUGUGGAACCAUUAUCAGAAAUCUUUGAGGAAUCACGGACACUGGAGGAAGUGCCAAAAGACUGGAGGUAACAUUUCACUUGUUGCAUUUCCGGUUUCUAGCACCAAUUCAGCAACAAAGAUUUUACCAAAAACCUUAGGACCAAUAAAUGUGAAUGUUGGACCCCAAAUGAUUAUAAGCACACCACAAAGACUAACUAGUUCUGGGAGUGUUCUGAUCGGGAAUCCUUAUAGCCCUGCACCAGCAAUGGUCACGCAGACACAUGUGACAGAAGCUGCUGGCUGGGUUCCAGGGGAUCGAAAACGUGCUAGAGAGUUUAUAGACACUGAAAGCAAAAGAAGCAAAAAAGGAGAUAAAAAUGGAAAAGGCUUGAGACAUUUUUCAAUGAAAGUAUGUGAAAAAGUUCAACGCAAAGGAACAACUUCGUAUAAUGAAGUGGCUGAUGAGUUGGUAUCAGAGUUUACCAAUUCAAAUAAUCAUUUGGCAACAGAUUCACAGGCUUAUGAUCAGAAGAACAUUAGACGAAGAGUUUAUGAUGCCCUCAAUGUGCUAAUGGCAAUGAACAUAAUUUCAAAGGAAAAAAAAGAAAUAAAAUGGAUUGGGCUUCCUACAAAUUCAGCUCAAGAAUGUCAAAACCUAGAGAUGGAGAAGCAAAGGAGAAUAGAGCGGAUAAAGCAGAAGAGGGCUCAGCUGCAGGAGCUGCUACUGCAGCAAAUAGCUUUUAAAAAUCUGGUACAAAGGAAUCGGCAGAAUGAACAGCAGAGCCAGGGCCCACCAGCUCUGAACUCCACCAUACAACUGCCUUUUAUAAUCGUCAACACAAGCAAAAGAACUGUCAUAGACUGCAGCAUCUCAAGUGACAAGUUCGAGUACCUUUUUAAUUUUGACAACACUUUUGAGAUCCAUGACGACAUAGAGGUGUUGAAGCGAAUGGGAAUGUCUUUUGGCCUGGAAACAGGCCAGUGUUCACUCGAGGACCUGAGAGUUGCUAAAUCACUGGUGCCAAAGGCGUUAGAAGGCUAUGUCAUUGAUAUGUCUACGGGACCUUCAUGGUUGAAUCAGGGGCUACUUCUGAAUUCAACCCAAUCAGUUCCAAAUUUAGAUAUGACGAGUGGUACCACUUUAUCGCAGUCAAGUAUAAACCAAGGGUUUUGUUUGGAUGCUGAAGUGGCCUUAGCAACUGGGCAUUUCCUUGCCCCAAGUAGUCAGCAGUCGAGCAGCGCAACAUCCCACUAUUCAGAGUCCCGAGGCGAGACCCCCUGCUCUUUCAACGAUGACGAUGAAGACGACGACGAUGAGGAUCCCUCAUCCCCAGAAUAAAGACAGUAGAAAAGCUAAAUUUUACAGAAUGCUGCUCGUGUGUGUUUUUAGUGUGAGCUCUUAUUCUUGGUGUGAUUGCUUCAGCCCUUGCCUUUGUUUGCACUGUGUAUUCAGUGACAGUAAGUGAAACACAGCUAAAGACAUCGGAGUUAAGAUGAUUAAGAUGAAAGUUAACAUAAUAUGAAUGAAGACUCUGGCCAUACAAAGCACUAGGACACAGCGCAAACAAAGUGUAUUUUCCUCUGUGCCUGAGGUAAAGAAAUCCCUGAAGACCUGGCAGAGUUGAAUGAGUCAAUUCAGCCACCUUCUGAGAUGCGGGACCGUUGUCUUCUCCCAUACCCGUAUCAUUCUGCUUAGAACUGAGAGUGCGACAAGGAAGAUUCCUUAGCUAAAAUACUUCUCAUGCUCAUAUCUCUUGGCUGUGCUGUUGUUAAAUGCCAAGAUGAAUAUUUACAGUUAUGCUUUGUACUGUUUGCGUGAGGUACCUAGAAUAUUUGUUCCCCUGACUCUAGAAAUCAAAGUCUUAAAGUAGUUCCGAGUGCUAACAUUUCUUGAAGUAGUGGAAAGCCUGUUUAACGAUGUGUGUCACCUACCAGCCACUUCAGACAUUUGUCCAGGAGGUAGGAAGACCAGCUCAAUACUUUAACUUCAGUGACACUUCAGAUAUAAUUUGUCAUGUUCAAAAACAGGAAUUAAGAUAGUUAGCCAAUGCAAACAAAAGAAUUUAUUAGGGUUAUUUAUGGAAGACAGAAGAAUCUCUAAUAGCAUUUCCAUGGAUAAAUUUCCAGCACUGCCUUUUGCCAGUGCCUACAAUGUUGAAAUUUGACAGGGAAGGAAACUGUAGAAAUAGCUUUCAUCCAACUAUUAGCCAGUGCAAUUCAGCCAGUUUUUUUUUUUUUUAAUUUAAAAUGAGAACAACAGAAAAACAACCAAUUCAAGUUGUGAAGUGCUUGCUUACAUUUCAUUUGAUAGUAUUGUCAUGUCAACAAGUGUACGAUUUGUGAAAAUGAAGCAGUUGACUUCAAUUUUGUCGUAAAAGAAAAUAUCUCAAAAAUAUUAAUUGGUAAGCCCUCUUGCACUUUUAUUACUUAGUACAUUUCAUUAAUCACAUUGGACCUCUUAAUGAGUAAAUUGCAUCUCUCAUGAACUGGCCCAUAUUUUUGUUUCAUGGAAAUGUCAUAAUAUGUUAAAUGCUUCCAAAUUAUUGGACUUGUAGUAGGUAGUGUUUCAUAGCCAAAGAUACUGUUAGCAAUACUACAUUAUUGACUUCUUUUAAAAGAAAGAGUGCAUGGGGGAGGAAUUCUUAAAUCACAAGUGUAAAAGAUUCCUCAUUGUGGCAUUACAGCUGGGAGUAGGGAAGAGGGAGGAGGCUCAGAAUCAAGGCAAAAGCCCACCGUUGUGCUGAGGAGCCCCUUUGCUCUGCUCUCUUUCUACUCUCAUUCAAGUUAAAUCUGAAGUCCAGUAAAACAGUAAAACUUAAACCCUUUAAAAUCUCUCAACGGUAACUUCUAUAUAUGUUUUAAAAUGUGUAUUCAUCAGAAAAACAAAUUAGAUUUUACUAGUAUUUUGGCAAUUUGGAGAACUCAUAGCAAACUACCAACAAAAUUCUUAUUCUGAUAUUUAAUAGACACAAUGUGAUACCAUUUUAAGUUGGAGAAAUACCAAGGCCCUUACACUGUGGUAUACCAUGUGGCUAUCCAGAAUAUUAAAAAUUAAGUAAACCUUAUACUAUUCAAAACAAAAAAUAUAAAAUGUUAAAUGAAGAUUGAUUUAAGGGCUAUAAAUGCAGUAGCACCUCGAUUUUGAAGAAGCCAAACAAUGAAGGGAGAAAUCAUUUUUCAAUGUUAAUUUUGUGGGAGGCAAAGGAAUGAAUGAUUCAAAUGUUUUCUUUGAUUGGGGCCUAUAACUUACUUUGGUAUCUGUCAGCCCAGUUCAAUUGCUGACCUCAUUAGCUAUGAAUUUUACUUUGUGGUAAUCCUUUUUUAAAUUAUAAGGGGUUUGGGAAAGGAAAGGAUGUUUUGUAGCCCAGUGAACACCUAGGAUGACCUCAAGUCUUUAUCAAGGCUCAGAAACCCAGCAAACAAGGACAGAGGACAUUAGGCCAGGUCCCCUUGAGAGAAUACUCUUUCAAGAUUAUGUAAUUACUAUAAGCUUUAGGUAGUUUAGGGGUCAGGAAGAUGACAUGAUGAUGUGUUAGUUCUAGUGUCUUGAGUAGAGAAUUCAUCUUAGCAUGGAUUUGGGAAGAGGCCUCCCAGUCAGGCAUAACAGGAAGUGGCGAUAAAGCUAACAGGCUUCAUCAAGCCGCACACCAAACAUGUGACAUGUUUGCAUUACAUGUUUCUAUGACUAAAAAAUUUGGGGUGGGGGGAUGGGAGUGGAACCCAGGGAUAGAAAACUGCUGUUUGACUGAGUUAUGGAAUAAACUCUUUCACUUAUUUCAAACAGCAUCCAGAUAUUUAGACUGCAUGAAAACAGACUCCUACCCCAUUGCACCCCUCAAGAAAAGUCUGAGGGAAGAGCGCAGUACUGUCAGAACCUAAAAAUGACUUUUAACAUUUGUCCAUUUUCAGAAUUCAUUCUUGUUCUCCCUUGCCACCAUUGAACCUGCUGCCUAAUCCAUUGCUUCUCUGCAUCCAAAGCAGAGUAGGUGAAUAAGAUUGCUUUAGUUUCCACCAAAGAGGCUUAAAAGCAGCUGUGUUCACAGUUUGCCUCAACAGUGCCAAAAGCUCCCUAUCAUCUAGACCUGUUACAAAAUUAUCAGGGCUUUUAAAAAUAAAGCACUUGGUCAAAUAUCAAACUUCCAUAUGUUUAUGGAAGCAAUAAUUUUUUCACCCACAACACUCUGUGGAACCAGUAGCUUUGAGAUCUAGCAAACUCUGGCAGCCAACAGAUUCAUAGACUCUCUUGACCUUUUCAGCUGGAGGUGACCUUAGAGGCCAAGGCCAACUGUAUCAUGUUUCUGUGAGGAAACUGAAGCAGAGGUUAAGGGGCUUACCCAAGAUCAUACAGCUGGAACUGGAAUGUGGGUUUCUCUCUUAAAUCCUGUUGCCAGUCUGGGAAGAGGAUAGGUUGAGGUAUUUGUUAGAAUACUGUUCUUACGUAACUCCCCUGGAUACUGGGCAUCUUCUGAAAGUAGUUUAAAGCUUCCCUUCACACAGAAAAAGCCUAAAUAGGAAGAUGAUCUCACUUCCCUAGUCCUCUUCUUCUCUGAUCAAGCCACUUUCAGAAGAUGCCCAGUAUCCAGAUACUUUGGCUCCAGAGGUGCCCUUCUCUCUAAUUUGUCACUUUACUUAUUCACCAUUGAGGGUGGCCCUCAGGUACAGCACAACCAAGGGCUUCUUUCUCUGUGAGUACUCAGCUGUCAGUCUUGACGAGAGAGUUCCCGGGCCUGCAGUGCACUUACCUGAAUUGUUGUGAAGGAGGCUUUUAAAAACUGCAGACCUAUUUGCACAGAAUAGAACCUUUAAAGAAAACACAAAUCUUCACACUCACACACACGCACACACAAUUUGGCACCCUUGUAGCCACUGAGGCCAGAUUUACCUAUGCUUGUUUUCCCUUGGUCUAAGCCUCUUUCUCCCUUCAAAGUCAUGUUGUGUCCUGGUGAUCACAAGCAGCUUCAGAAAGCAUUAAAGUGAAUGGCCUUGUCUUCAUGGUUAGGUAGACCAUGUGGGAGUUGGGAAUGGUAAUUCUAGCACAUUGUUCUCAGGUCGUAAGGUAGAGCUGGAAGGGGCCUUAAAGGUCUUAUCCAGUUGCUUCAUUUACUGUGUGAGGAAGCUGUCUCAGAAGAGUGGUCAUAGCAGUAGCAGAGACUAGAUUUGAGACGCCACACCAUCCCUUUGCCCUACUCUGUGCUGUUAAAAAUGUGUCUUCUUUUUCCUAUGCUCUUGAGAGCGUAGUUUCCCUAGACAGUUUCAUAACUAAUUAAUGCCUAUGUUCACUGCUUCCUUUCACCUUACUCUCUAGUAUUUUGUCACAAGAGGUUUGUUUACCCUAUUAGAAAAAUAAACCAAGUGACUCUACCUCCGUCUGCACUGGGGAAGUGCUGUUGGUCAGUCUGUCUGUUCCUGUAGCUUGUCAUAAGCUCGAUGUUCACAGACAACUCAUUUAAGUGUUUCUUAUGAAGGAACAACUUUGUCAGUGUAGAUAUAAUCCAGUAUAAUCUGGGCAUUAAUCCCACUCCUUAAUGAAGAAACGUGAGCGGGAGAAGACCUUGCAGACCGUCCAGUCCAAUUCUCUCAUUUAACAAAGGAGAAAAUGGCUCCAGAGAAGAGUGGUGACUGCCUGGGCAGCGUAACCGCAGAGGCCAUGCCAAAGAUCCGGGUAGUGAAUUAUCUGAUUGCUUGACCUGGGAGCGUGGAGCUGUCAGGUCAUGAUCCUGGGAAGUAUUCUGACCAGAGCUAGUGUGGGGGUGGCAUCUGUUUCUAAGUAAGCAGCUAUAGCUAGACCUGAAACUUUCUUUUUUCACCAACACUCCAAAAAGUGUGGGAGAGUUUAACUAGGAUGAAAGUUACACGUUCAAAAAUAAGUUUGGAGGUUGGAGCUGUCUCCAAAGGCAGUCUCUGGGUGAACUGAAAAUCAGAACCGUAAGCACCAAAUAAAUUGGGAGAAAAUUCACUACAAAGUUUGUUUUGAACUUAAACUGUGAUAUGGGUUACCAAAGUUCUGUUUAUGCCCACUUCUUCAUGAGCACUUCUGUUGUAUAAGAAAACUAACAUCUAUACCUUUCAUACUCAGAUGGUUCUCACCAAAAAGAAACUUUGGCAUUGUGGACUAAUAUAAUUCAGUCCAACCCAGGCACUAAUCCCACUUGUGAAUAAAUAAAUGAGCUGGAAAAGACCUUAGAAAUCAUUUAUAAUAGUAACACAUAUUAAUAUAAAAUUAUAUCCUUUUAAAAGCCCAAACCCCAUAUAGUUCCAUAAAAUCUUCUACCUAAAGAGCCCUUUGAACUCUGAAAUUGGGAUGCAUAUCAGGCACAUAUAUACAUAUGUAGAACACUUUGAAUGUACUGAGGUAUCCCAUCAAAAGUCCAUGUGGUUAAUAAGCUUUUAUCUAAAGCCUGUAGUGCAGGGCCUGAAAAGAAAUGUUAUUGCUUACUUACCUUGUACCUACUCAGUGCAAGCCACUAUAAGGAUACAACUAUGAAUAACACAUGGUCCUUGCCCUUAAGAAACUUCAUUUGUUAUUUUUUUUAUGGCCAAGGUUAUGACAGUAACAACACAAACUAUCAAAAUUCAAGGAAAACUCAGGUACACCCAACCGCAAAAUGAUGGCACAAAGUGGAAAGCCAAAUAUUUCUUUUUAGUUUUAGUUGAAACUAAACAGCAACACUAGUUUACCAAAAGUCACACCGUAGCCUUCUCAAUGUAUACCUUUGCUCACAUAUUUGAAAAGGCAAAAGGUGGGGCGAGAGAACAAGAUAGCACGGUGCCUUCUGUUUGCAGAGCUCUGCAAUUUGUAACCAUGAUAUUCCUCACACAAGCCCUGCGAGCAUAGGCAGAACAGCUAUAUUAUCUCUAAAAUGGAGACUCAGAGUAACUGGCCCAGAGUCACACAGCUAGCAAGUGACCAGUCUAGGACUUAUAAAACCCAGGUCUUCCGAUUCUCCUUAAUAUUUCCCUGCCAGACCCCCAAAUAACAACCAUUGUCCCACCCCAACCUCCAAAAAAUAAAAAGUAAGAGUGCUUUGUCAGAAACCUAUUUGCCAGUGCUGGGAAAUACUGUUUGACAUUUGUAUGUAUUCAUACUAUAAUUUCUUAUGCAAGUCCACACCAAGAGGCCUAUAGAAUUCAUACCACUAGUGCAUUUCUGUUUAACAGACUUUUCACCCUCUGGUUGGGGAACUGAUGUAGAGAUGAAAAGCAGCCAAAAUACAGUGGGACUUAGAAAGCACUAACAAGUGUACUAAACCACCUGUGGAUCACGAUGGCCCUUUGGAGCUUGCUGGCAGACACUGCACGUUGCUGUGCUUGCAUCACAUGGACACCAACAACACCAACAGAAAGGAGGUACUCACUGCACAAGGGUUACUCCAGACAUCUCACCUACAAUUGUUCUUUCCAUUGAAAGGCAAUGCAAUGGAUCCACAUUUUCAGGGAGUUUAAGAGACCUUGCAGAUUCCUUCUACACAGCACAGUUCAGGAGUUUGCUAUCAGUUUGUUUGUAUUGCCACCAUCUUAGCAACAGCGUGGCUACCUGUUACUGCCAUGGCCCAAAACCCUUCUGCCCAGACUACAUGUCAGAUUUAAAAAUGUACCAUUUGCCAGUAUCAUUUACCUGUUAAGAUUGUCCUGGAUGCUUAGUCCCGUAAAAGGAUUGUGCCAGUACAGCCAGGACAUGUCAGGCGCCAGUGGCAAAUGGCUCCAUUGCACUCCAUCACAAAUGAGGUGAAGGUUUCAGUGGUAGCUUUGUUGCUUAUAACUGCUGUUUAUGGUCAAGAUCAUUGCCUGCCAAAAUACUCUCUUGAGACUUUCCGGUUCAAAUUUUCCCAUUAGUGCUUGACAGGUAUAACCCUUCUGCAGGCCCUUAAAAACAAAAUCAUCACCUAUUCUAGCCAGCCAUAAAGAAAGUCUGAGUGGCUUCCAGCAAAUUUGCAAUACUAUGCAUUCCUUUGUGCAUUUUGUUUUUAGCUGCAACAAAACAGUUUGCUCCUGUUCCCCGUCCCCACCUUCCAAAAUGCUGUUAAGAAAUCCAGUGGUAUGUAAAGAGUUACUGUUGUUUGACAUUUAAUUUCUAAUCGUGUAAUGUUAGGAUUUACCAUCACAGAGGAUAGGUCCAUUAGAAAUUGUAUGUGGUGGUGUCACUAUCUGCUUUAAACCAUUUUAAACACAAGUAAAAAUAUACACAAGUUUUACUUUCCUAAUGGGUUAUCAAUUAGGAUAUCUGAACUAAUAUGAAAUAUUACUUUGUAGUAUCACAAACUUUGUAAAUAAAUACCCGUUAUUUUUUUAUGGAAAAUUUUAUAGAAGAGGCUAUUUCUGUACAUGCAACUAACCCCAUGUUUUCUGAAAGUGCUGCAAGGGGAGAGCAAACUUAUGUCCUACAGGACUGUGCCUUGCACAGAGCUGGCGCUUGAUAAAUGUCUGUGGACUAGUGCAAAAAUGGAGUAUGGUUUCUACAGUGAUUGGAAAUUGUGCUUACCAUGGAGAAAGGACUACAUCAGAUUGUUCUGUGACCUGAAGAAAAAAAAUGUACUGUAGGAAAAUAAAUGAUUUUAAGCAA